This is a messenger RNA of Melopsittacus undulatus (budgerigar), 1226 nucleotides long. RefSeq names its product Rab9 effector protein with kelch motifs (gene RABEPK). Lineage: Eukaryota; Metazoa; Chordata; Aves; Psittaciformes; Psittaculidae. The transcript is spliced from 7 exons. Gene Ontology annotation, molecular function: protein binding. The record is from RefSeq and is a predicted model, not a curated record. Bases 37 to 1134 code for a protein of 365 amino acids.
GGACGUGCCCCGCGUUCCGCUUCCGCUUCCCCGGUGAUGGGGCCGCGGUCGCUGCCGCCGCUGGAGCCCGGGGGCCGCCCGCAGCGGGGCCAGUGGUACCGGCUGCGGCCGCAGGGGGAGCGGCCUUGCGGCCGUGUGGGCCACGGCUGCCUUCUCCUUCCCGGCGGCGGCUCCGGCACCGGCCGCGUCCUGAUCCUCGGCGGCGCCGACCCUGCCGGUGCAUUCGCGGACGCGCACUUCGUGGAGCUGGGUGAGGGUACUCACCGCUGGGCCGCCGCCGGCUGGAGCGGGCUGAGGCCGCGCUAUGAGCACGCCACGUUCCUGCCCAGCGCUGGGAGCCCGAGGGUUUGGGUCUUCGGAGGCGCCCACCCCGCGGGGAACCGGAGCUGUGUCCAGGUGCUGGACCCGGAAAUAGGAACCUGGGAGAGCCCUGAAGUGAGCGGGGAGCAGCCGCUGCCUCGGACCUUCCACACGUCCUCAGCAGCCAUAGAGAAGUGCCUGUACGUGUUCGGAGGAGGAGAGAAAGGAGCAGAACCAGUCAGAGAUCAGCGGCUUCACGUGUUUGACACAGCCACCCUGACCUGGUCCCAGCCAGAUACUCACGGUGAACCCCCUUCUCCUCGGCACGGACACGUCGUGGUUGCAGUUGGGACCAAACUCUUCAUCCAUGGAGGUUUAGCUGGGGAUGUUUUUUACAAUGACCUGUUCUGUAUCGAUACAACUGACAUGAGGUGGGUUAAGGUACCAGCCACCGGUGAUGUCCCAGGAGGACGAGCAUCCCAUUCAUCAGCUGUGUUUAAAGACCACUUGUACAUUUUUGGUGGAAUAGGUCCAGAGGGGACGCUGAACACCACAUACAAGUAUCACACAGAGAAGCAGCAAUGGACACUCCUCCAGUUCGAUGCCCCUCUGCCUGCUGGGAGGCUGGACCACGCCAUGUGUGUCAUUCCCUGGUGGGUUGGGAAGAGUGAACACACAGGAGGCGACACUGGGGAAGCCACAGCUGGUCCCCUGCUGCAGAGCCAGGAUGAGGGGCAUGCUGGGGCCACAGUUGUGCAUCUGCUCUUGGUGUUUGGUGGGAUGGACACCCAGGGGGAGAUAUACAGGGACUGCAUUGUCAGUCUGAUUGAAUAGCAGAGCUGUGCUCCUGCACAGCACCAGCCUUUUCUACACACUUUUAUACUGUUGGGUUACUUCUUGGCAAUAAAGAAGUUCUUACCCUCAAA